This is a messenger RNA of Geodia barretti, 1726 nucleotides long. The record is from the annotation of a GenBank genome assembly. Lineage: Eukaryota; Metazoa; Porifera; Demospongiae; Tetractinellida; Geodiidae.
CCCCGGGAAUCGACGUUCAUCUCUUUCUUUUGUCUUACGCAGUGGACUUACCCAGCUCAGCUCAACACCCGGAUUAUUCCGUCACGUUUCGUUUACGCACGCGACGCGCAGCGCUGUGGGUGUGUUUACGCGCAGUUUAGCGCCCCGUUUUACUGGGCUGCGCUGAGUUCAGCGCUGAGGAUCGGAUGGUCGGGUGGGAGAAGAUGGAGGACUCUCGAGGGGUGAUAAGAGGCGCCUGCAAUGCGUGCGGGUGCGCGCAGUACUACCCUGAAAGUGGAGGUGCAGAUGGCGAAGGAAGAAGCUGGAAGUGUAACGCUUGCGGUCAUGCACCUGCGAAGCACCGCAAACUCGGUGCGAAAAAGACGUGUCGCUACCCGGGGUGCUACUCGGGUUUGGAUUUUGACCCUAACACGGGCACGGAAAAGCCGUGGUGUCCGCAGCAUGAGGGGUACGAAGGACCCACAGAAGUGAUUCCUUCUGGAGGGGAUGUGAUGUGUGUGCAGGACGUCGAGUAUGGUGAUUUCAGUUACGAAGCAAGUUACGUAGCUGACGUAACGAGCGCCGUUCCCAUGCCGGUUUGGGGCCACCAGCCAGCGGGCAAGUUCAGGUAGUACAAAAUUAUUCAUCCUAAUGUUAUCCCAUCUCUCCACAUAGCUUAUCCAACUGGCAUGUUUGUGAGUGAUGGAUCAGGCGCAUUUUCAGUACCAAUGCAGCCUCCCGUAGCUCCUCCUGCUCAGUUCUAUCCGGGAUUUCAGGGAGUCGAUCACCUUCAGGCUAGAGUGGCGUCCAUGACAGUAGCCCAAUGCUCAGUGCCAGGCCAACAAAAGUGUGCCAUCCCCGAGUGCCCGAGACCCAGCUACAUGGAAAAGAAUGGCAAAGUCCACAAGUGCUGUGGACGAACGCAUGCUAGAGAGCUUGAGAAAAGACAAUCUCAACAAAAGCCACAGACUCAACAGGGAGUUGCUGCUCCUACAGCUACUGGACAGCUACCUGGACAGCUACAUGGACAGAAACCUGGGCAGACACCUGUACCAGGGCAGGUACCACGGCAGGCACCUGUGCCUGGACAGGCACCACCAGGGCAAGCAUCAUCUGGACCUCAGACUGUGCCUACUCUACCUUCAGGACUGAGGAAAUGUGCCAUUCAAGAGUGCCAGAAUCCGUGCUUUGUCGACCCAGCUGGAACUGUCCAUGAGUGCUGUGGGAUCACACAUGCCAUGGAGCACCAGAGGAGAAAGGCCAUUGAACAACAGAAACAAGUGAUUAAGGGGGUUACCCACUGUCUACUGCCAGAGUGCAACCAAAUUGUGUGGCCCUUCAAGAACUACUGUGGACGAACACAUGCAGACAUUGGCCACAAGAGGGGCCUUGAACCUCCAGCACCCCCACCAGCUGAUCCCAGUGUCCCUAAGGACAGCUCACUGUGUAUCAUCCCUGGAUGUAGCUCAAAGAAAUACUCAGAUCCCUCUGGAGUGACCCACCCCUACUGCGGGAAGACCCAUGCAGAGCUGGGGAAAAAGAUGAAUAUACUGCCUACUGCAGAUAAGCAGGAGGAUCAGUGUGAGCUGCCAGGAUGUAAGGCACCCAGGAGAAAGGAGGGUGGUCGAGUUCAUGAAUACUGUUGCCAGUCACAUGCUCAACAAGACGCUCCCAACAGGGCCGGUAAGUGUGUUUAGGACUAUAUAGGUAUUGUAGAAGUACUGUGUUUGUUGUACGUUUUUGCAGC